AUGCAACAGCUUGACUUGAAAACAUGGUCUGCGAUGCCACCAGUCAAUGGGAAAAGCGGGCACAACGAAUCUUUUCAUCGGCAGCCUCAUGCCGCCGAGGUUGACGAGCAUCAUAGACUAGACGAUGUCCUCUCGCUGCUGUUUCCUUCUACGGUACAUGUGCAACACUCAUAUCCGAUUUCUGGUCACAUGCACUCAUUACGGCUUCUGACGCUGUCGAAUGGAGCUCAAUUGUUGCUAAAGGGGUCUCCGUCAUCAAGGACAGCUCUCCUCCGACGUGAGCGAUCAUUCCUCGAAACCGAAGCCCAGUUCCUUGCUCUUCUAGGGCAGAGUGGAAACCCUUGUAUCCCCCAACUCUAUCAUUAUGAUCCUUAUGGAAGACCCUGGGGAUCUGCCUACUUGAUCCGGCAGUAUAUGAAAGGGAAGAGUCUGUCAGAGAUGGAAGGCAAACUCACCUCCCAGCAACUAGAAGGUAUCAACCGCCACCUGGGCUUCUUGGUGAGCACCAUCGGUCAAAAUGCAGCCCCUGGGUUUGGUUCCUUGCAGCAAGUGGCAUUUGGCGCUGGAAGACCUUCCUGGCGAGAAGCCUUCUGUGCCCUGUUUGAAGGCAUUCUUCGCGACGCCGAGGACAUGUUCAUCCACCUUCCUUACUCGGAGAUCCGACACGAGCUGAGUCGCCUAGCGCCUGCUCUUGAAUAUGUAUCCCUGCCACGUCUUGUGGUCGUGGACUUUGGUCGACCCUCCCAUGUUUUGGUAAAUGAAGAAUCUGGACAGUUGUCUGGAAUUGUGGACUUCAGCAGUGCCAUGUGGGGUGAUGUUCUGAUGGCAGAGAUCUUUGCGAAUGCGUCCCCGGCGGUCUUGCAGGGAGCAGGGAUGGCGGCGUCUAGGACAAGGGAGGAAAAUAUCCGGCUGGUCUUGUACGCGUGCUACCGGCUGGUGUCCCGAAUUACUGUGCAAUAUUACCGAAAGCGAGAUGAGACGAGCGAAUUCGAUGCGCGGAGAAGAUUGACAACCACGAUUGCGGAAAUGACGAGGCUUCGACUGGCGUGA
Penicillium mononematosum is the source of this 1050-nucleotide messenger RNA. Its product is annotated as phosphotransferase family protein. Bases 1 to 1050 code for a protein of 349 amino acids. The record is from RefSeq and is a predicted model, not a curated record. Lineage: Eukaryota; Fungi; Ascomycota; Eurotiomycetes; Eurotiales; Aspergillaceae. The transcript is spliced from 2 exons.